AUGGCAGGACAAUCAACGAAAUAUUCACCCAUACCGAACGACGAUGCCGACAUCGAGAAGGCCUCGAUGAUCUCUUACGUCGGAGGAAGUCUGCGCAGGACAAGGCGGAGGCGCCCGCUCGUGGUGCUCUUGCUCUGCGGAGCUAUCUCGCUCAUCUUUCUCCUAGCCGCCUUCCUGACCUACAGCUACAACCUGCCUAGCACACUCUCAGGAACCGACUAUGUCUACGGUGACUGGGCUGGUGACAACUCGGAGUACAACUCCUUCAUGAUCCAGGACGACCCGACGCACGUCGUUAUCCAAGCCGUCGACGUGAAUGUCACCCCGCCGGCACCGCUUCUGCAGCCCCUUACGACUCGCCCGCCUCUGGACCAGCUUAUCGAGUAUUACGCCCACGGCACCCUCAACUUUACCCACCAGUCCAAGCGGCCGCAGGUCGAUCUCGUCACGCUCUUUGUGAACGCCUCCUCGGAAUACUUUGCUUUUGCUAAGAACAAAAAGUCGGAGGAGGAGGGCCUUGGUUCGCUGAAGAAGCAGUCGCACCACUGGCGCGACAACGGCGAGCUGCGUGGAGGACUGCGCUCCUUCGCCCUGUCGCUGCGGGAACGCCUCCGCACGAUUCACGUCGUUUCAGCGGCGUUCGACUUCCCCGACGACGAGCGCCCUGUCCUCCCGGACGACAUCGAGGGCGACACCGACCGGUGGCAGCUGGGUCAAAUCCCUGAGUGGCUUGACUGGGCAAGCCCUGGUAACGUCCAGUGGCACUUCCACUCGGAGAUCUUCCGCCUCCCCCGCGACGAGGACGGAUCCCUGGACCACGCCAUCGCGGAUGUCAACGAGGAGGAGUGGCGCUCGCUCUCGCUGCCCAACUUCAACUCGUUCGAGAUCGAGAGCCGCCUCCCGUUCGUCAACGACCUCAGCCCCAACUUCAUCCUCAGCAACGAUGACAUGUUCCUCAUGAGACAGCUCAGUCUUGCGGACUUCCACCACCCGCUUCUCGGCCCCAUGCUCCGCCCCGAACCCGGACUCAAGGUCGGCUUCAAGCUGAUCCCGGAGCACAAGUCGACCCCCGGCGAGUGGGGCGGCCUGAACCAUGCCAACAUCCUCAUCGGCCAGCGCUUCGUCUACCGCGACCGCUGGUACCUGACGCACAUGCCCAAGGCCAUGACCCAGGCGAUCACGCAGGAGAGCGAGGUCAUGUUUGCCAAGGUGUUCACCGAGGCCGCGACCCGCUGCUUCCGCGAGAGCCGCCGCGGGCGGGCCGACGUCGAGAUGGCGUGGCUGUGGACGUGGCUGCAGAUUGAGCGAUGGCGUGAGGCACUGCUCUGGACGUGGGCCGUUGCCCGUCUCGGAGGCGAGGACGGCAUGAUCGGCGAGCGGGAGAAGAACGAGAUCCGCGACGCGCUCGGCCUCCGCAAGGGCGAGGAGUAUGACGAGAAGGAGAUCCUGAUCAAGGUCACGCGCGCCGAGCGUGAGACGUUCAAGGACGUCGAGAAGUACACCGACGAGGCCGGAUGGGAGCACCCUCUGGCGACGCGCCUCAUGCACACGUCGCUCGACGCAGAGUACCACCGCGAUGGCGGCAAGCCCGACCCUAACAUCGUCGACGGCCAGCGUAUCUGCCGCAUGGAGAUCGCGCGCUGCUUCCCGGAAGGUUUCUUCUCGACCGAGGACGAGUACAGCGCCGUCGAGGUGUUCAAGCUCCUCGCCUUCCUCGGCGACGGCCGCUGCGGCGACUGCAUGACCGAGGCGCUCCUCGGCAAGUCGGGCAAGCGGGCCCUGUCUGCGUUCCUCCCCAGCGUCGACGCCGUGUUCUUCCCGCCGUCCACUGAGGCGCCGCAAUGGAGCCGCCCCGAACCCAUGCUCCCGCUGACGCCGACGUGGCAGGAGGCCGACUUCUCCAUGGAGGCCAACGUCCGCACUGGCCAGGAUGCGUGGGAGGGUUUCGAGCCGCGCUCCGACGGCGGCGUCAACAUGCGCGCAUGGACCGUCAAGCUCCUCUCGCGCUACGCAUACGUGUACGCGCGGACAGAGUCGCGGUUCAACAUGAUCCACAACGUGAAGGAGCUCAACGGCGACACCAAGGCGAUGGACGAGUCUAAGACGCUCGCCAUGGCGUGCAUCAACGACGACGUCGACAAGCCCGAAAACGCGCCCGCGGUCCAGGUCGCGAUGCGCGAGUGGAUGGAGCGUCGCUUCGGCGAAGACUCGGAGUUUGUCAAGUGGGAAAAGUCGUUCCCGUGGAGCUAG
Molecule: messenger RNA, 2250 nt
Organism: Trichosporon asahii var. asahii CBS 2479
Lineage: Eukaryota; Fungi; Basidiomycota; Tremellomycetes; Trichosporonales; Trichosporonaceae
Exons: 1
Coding region: 1-2250 (749 amino acids)
Biological process (GO): N-glycan processing to lysosome; carbohydrate phosphorylation
Cellular component (GO): Golgi apparatus
Molecular function (GO): UDP-N-acetylglucosamine-lysosomal-enzyme N-acetylglucosaminephosphotransferase activity
Source: RefSeq, a predicted model, not a curated record